Fonsecaea monophora is the source of this 1584-nucleotide messenger RNA. RefSeq lists its product as hypothetical. Bases 1 to 1584 code for a protein of 527 amino acids. The transcript has 4 exons. The record is from RefSeq and is a predicted model, not a curated record. Lineage: Eukaryota; Fungi; Ascomycota; Eurotiomycetes; Chaetothyriales; Herpotrichiellaceae.
AUGGCCCUGACCUGCACUAUGUGCAACGUUACGUGCAUCUUCUCGAAGGAGCGGACCGACCUGGACAUGGUCAGAAAGCCGGACCCGACCGGGACGACGAUCAUGUACUCGACGUUGGCCCGUUGGUGCGGAGGUCUCCAGAAUGAGCAAGAACAUCUGCACCACCAUGGCCUGGACGGAGAGGGUAGGACGACCGACGGCAUCCCUCCCAGGAUCAGGACCAUGGCCGACACCUCGGUGGUGGAGGCGGUCUGGGACAAGAUCAGACGCGAGAGUGUCAUCCAGGCGACUGUGGAGAUGGUCAGCGGCUACGGCGUGCGAAUCAGAGUCAUGUACAUCGGCCUGUACCCGUACGAGGAAGACAUCUUACCGCCCAUCGCGACCUUGCUAGCAGACGACCCCACGAAGUGCUACGGGUCCAGCAGGAGGAGGCGCGCCGCCCGGCCUCAGAUCAGCAGCGAGGGCGCGCUGAGGUCCAAGUUCGCGAAGCUGCUCAGGUGCUCUUAUAUGUCCACGGUAGUAGGCGUGGCGGCGUUCGUCAACUACGUACCUGCGCCCGUGGACAACGCCGCGAAGAAAGUCAGGUACGCGUCGCUGUUUCUCGGAGUGGCUCGCGAGGAGGAUGAUCAGGAUACACGACUCAUUCCGGUUCAAGAUGACCAUGCAUGGCCUACGAAUGGAAGAUGUACCCGAAAGAGAUCGAUCCUCAACGACUUCUUGAAAGAGGACAGCAUCAGAUCUCCAACUAACACGAGCACUUCUCAACUGCACUAUCGAAGAGCUCUACAUCCCGUUCUCGAACAUGGCCGGGAACCUGGGCCAUCUCCGCGAGACAGGGUCAGCAACAGCAGCAGCAGCAGGAUAACGGUGCUGUCACAAACCAACCAGAGCGGGAACGUGGUCACGAACGAGCGCCAGUUGUUCGUCACGCGCAACUCCAUCAACGGCCAGAUGACCAGCGGACGCCUCGGGAAAGUCGCAGUCGCAGCAGGUCAUGGUCCUCGAGAAUAUGAUGACGAAGCUCCACGAUGUCUUGGAGUCGUACAGGACCAGUCCAGGGAUGUGGUCCUGGCCAAGCUCGAGAGCAAGAUCGACAUGCUGGUGGACAGGCAUUCGGUCGAGGACGAGGAACUCGACGAGGUCGUGACCAUAAUCAAGGAGAGGUACCCGGUCGACCUCGAGGAGCUCGAGAAUACCACGUCGGUGGUCGCGGCCAUGCCCGCCGUCAUCAAACGGGAGAUCCAGCCCGCGGCGCCGUUGAUGCGCAGGCACGACGGCUCGACCAUGAGGGACAUCGUGUACGAGCAGGUCAUGGCGGACAGACGGUCGGGCGUCGCCCAGAGCAGGAACCCGCCGUCGAGCAUGGGUAUCUUCCAGAGUCCGAACGCCGUUCAGGACAUGACCACAAACAUGAACAGAGGCGUGGUCGGCGUCGUGAACAUGGGGGAUGUCGCAGAGUGCGGCCACGAGCGCCGCCGCUGUCGAGCAGCACAUGAGGAUGCUCGGGAACAAGGCGAAGAAGGAUCUCUUCAUGAGCGCCGUCGAGGAAGCGUUGGGCCGUUGAACAUGGAUUACAGACACUAG